GUACGGGCGAACAGAAGCGUGCCGGUGGCGCCCCGUGGCGGUCGGCGGUCACCACAGUCUUGACAGUAUUGUCAACAAAACGGGAGCGUCGUGUGCUCGGACAGCCAGCGCACCAGCAUUCACGCCGCCGACGAAACGCGGGCAGCACGUGGCGAGCUAAUAUUAUCGCGAACAGACUGCGCGCGCCGUUCCAGUAUCAACACACAAGCCUAUUCGCGCGCAUGUCCGAUUCCAACAAACAACCAUAAAUGUUUAUUUCAAAAUUCCGAGUGAACACCAGCAAUGAGCAUAAGCCGCAAAUGGAGGGAAUAUGUGGCAGCACUCAGUGCUACUUUGAUCACGGCGGCGGCGGGCACGACGGUGGGUUGGACGUCGCCCACGCUGCCCAUCUUGAUGGCGCACGACUCACCCAUCGAGACCUCCGCCGACCAGAGCUCGUGGAUCGCCUCGCUUAUGAUCCUGUGUUCAGCCGCCAGUCCAAUACCCGCGUCAUACCUGGCCGACAGAAUAGGCACGAAGAAGACCCUGCUGCUGGCGGCGGUCCCAUACAUCAUCGGCUGGGUGCUGGUCAUGUUCGCGGGCAACAUCCCAACGAUAUACGCCUCGCGCCUCGUCUCCGGCCUGGGCUAUGGUAUCGCAUAUACCGCCGCUCCUAUGUACUUGGGGGAAAUAGCCUCCGAUGAAGUACGGGGCGCUAUGGCGACGCUCAUCACUGUUAUGUCUAAGUUCGGAAUCCUGUCACAGUACGCCAUCGGGCCAUACGUUUCGAUGCUGGGACUGGCGAGCUUCAACAUCGCAAUACCAAUCCUGUUUGUGGUCACCUUCAGCACUAUGCCGGAAUCUCCGUACUACUUCUUAAAGCAAGGCCAGCCGGACCAGGCCGAGAGGUCGCUCAAGAAGCUCCGAGGGCGACGCUACAUGAGAGGGGAAUUGGAGAGUAUGACACAUCUGGUGAAUGAAAACAUGAAGGAGAAAAGUCGGUGGAAAGAUUUGUUGAUAGUUGGCGGGAAUAGAAAAGGGCUAAUAAUUCUAUACGGCAUAUAUUUCACACAACAGUUCUGUGGCAGUACCGCAAUUAUUGCCUAUGCCCAGCAAAUCUUUGGUGCCGCAGACGGUGGCUUGGGGGACAAAGAGUCGUGUAUCAUAUUUGGGACAGUGCAGUUGUUAACAUCUGCAAUUUCAUCGCAGCUAGUCGAUAGGUUAGGAAGAAAGCCACUCCUCCUUAUUUCGUCAUGCGGUGUUGGCUUGACCAAUAUUAUUGUAGGAGCCUAUUUCUUUAUUAAGCAUGAAAACAGCGACUAUGUCGUUAAUCUAAAAUUCAUUCCUAUUAUUGUGAUACCAAUAUUUAUAUUUUCAUACACCAUAGGAUUAGCUACAGUGCCUUUCGCUAUAACAUCUGAAAUAUUUCCUACAAACAUUAAAUCGAAGGCAACGUGUGCUAUACAGAUGUUUGUGGCGUUGAUGACAUUUGCUGUCACCAAGUUGUAUCAAGUGGUUGCGGACAACUACGGGAACCAUGUAGCAUUUUGGGGUUUUGGGGCAUUAUCAGUGGCUGGGGUUGUAUUUAUUUUGGUGCUCCUUCCUGAAACUAAAGGCCAGUCAUUUGCAGCCAUUCAAGAAAAGCUUUAUACAAGUGAUAAAGUUGUUUAUGAGAAACGAGAAGACCAUGUUGACAGAGUAAGACUUAAUAUUUAAUUAGUCAACAUUGUCUAGAUUUUGUGACUAAUGGUAAGGUAAAUUGAUCAAAUUAAUAGGUAGGUGUCAUAUUUCUAAAAAAAAUAUCAUUGAAUACGUUUUAUUUAAAAACCGCUUGUCACAAAAUAAAAUUUACAGUACGAUUAUUUUCACUAAAACUUUCAUAUGAUUGACUUACUCGUACAAUGCAACUAACAGUUAGGAGAUACGCCAUACACAAUGAAGUAUUCUUUAAGGUAAACCUAAGUUUAUUUUUCAGUAUUCGUCCGUUAUUCAAACCGUGUUUAUUGAAUAAAGGUGCUCUCAGCCAGUGUGAUAUUUAAGAUAAUAUACACGGUAUGAUUAAUAAAUCGUAUAUUUUUAGGUACUUACAAUAUAAAUAUAAGAUUAAUAAAAAACAAGUGAGAUAAAAUAGAAUUGUUUAUAUUUUCAUAAUUAGCACAUGGGACAUUUCGAAGUACCUAGGAACCGACCUCUAUCAGGUAAAUACUAUAGAAUACGCGGUAUUUAUUAACAAAUCACCCGUUUUAAGCCUCCCUCCCCUAAGAUUACUCUUACUUCGCCAUAUUAUAAGACAAACCAU
Molecule: messenger RNA, 2278 nt
Organism: Cydia strobilella
Lineage: Eukaryota; Metazoa; Arthropoda; Insecta; Lepidoptera; Tortricidae
Product: facilitated trehalose transporter Tret1-like
Exons: 4
Coding region: 283-1695 (470 amino acids)
Biological process (GO): transmembrane transport
Cellular component (GO): membrane
Molecular function (GO): transmembrane transporter activity
Source: RefSeq, a predicted model, not a curated record